Penicillium macrosclerotiorum is the source of this 954-nucleotide messenger RNA. RefSeq names its product SDR family oxidoreductase. Lineage: Eukaryota; Fungi; Ascomycota; Eurotiomycetes; Eurotiales; Aspergillaceae. The record is from RefSeq and is a predicted model, not a curated record. Gene Ontology annotation, molecular function: 2,4-dienoyl-CoA reductase (NADPH) activity. Bases 1 to 954 code for a protein of 317 amino acids. Gene Ontology annotation, biological process: fatty acid catabolic process. The transcript has 6 exons.
AUGCCGAUGCAUAAAUCUGAGUAUAUGAGCGAUGUCUGGAAGGACGGCAUCUUCAACAACAAGGUGGUCUUCUGUACAGGCGGUGCAGGCACUAUCUGUAGUGCCCAGGUCCGUGCUUUAGUGCACCUCGGUGCCAACGCCUGUAUCAUCGGUCGCAAUGUCCAGAAGACUGAGAGUGCAGCGCAAGAUAUUGCAACAGUCCGCCCAGGUGCCAAAGUCAUCGGUAUCGGUGCCGUGGAUGUGCGGAAAUUCGAUGACCUGAAGAGCGCCGUCGAUCGCUGCGCGAAAGAACUCGGUUCAAUCGACUACGUGAUUGCGGGUGCUGCAGGCAACUUCCUGGCCUCUAUUGAGCAACUCUCCGUCAACGCCUUUAAAUCAGUGAUGGAUAUCGAUGUUAUGGGAUCAUACAACACCCUCAAGGCGACCCUCCCUUAUCUGAUUGAGUCUGGCAAGAAGCACCGCAUGGACUCGGAAUCUCUUGCGCUGUCCCCCUUGGGCACUGGGGGAAGAAUCAUCUUCGUGAGCGCGACCCUCCACUAUCGGGGCAUGCCCUUCCAGACCCACGUGUCCGUCGCCAAGGCCGGCAUUGACUCGCUCUCCAACUCUGUCGCCAUCGAGUAUGGUCCGCGUGGGGUGACAUCGAACAUCAUCGCGCCCGGUCCAAUAGCACAAACUGAGGGAUUGGAACGUCUCCUUCCAUCCGACGCCAAAGCGGCUUACACCAAAGCGCAACCCCUGGGUCGUGUUGGACACGUUCGAGACAUUGCUGAUGCUGCCAUCUAUCUAUUCUCCGAUGCCGGCAAUUAUGUCACUGGCCAGACACUUGUUGUGGACGGAGCAAAUUGGCGGAUGUCUGGGGGUUUCGCAACACAGGGAAACCUGCAGUACCCGGAUUUCCUGCUAUCAGGCAAGGAGGUGGCCAACGUCACCGGCAAGAAAAAGUCCAAGCUUUGA